Messenger RNA from Cryptococcus wingfieldii CBS 7118, 645 nucleotides. RefSeq lists its product as hypothetical. The transcript has 2 exons. Gene Ontology annotation, cellular component: cytoplasm. The record is from RefSeq and is a predicted model, not a curated record. Bases 1 to 645 code for a protein of 214 amino acids. Lineage: Eukaryota; Fungi; Basidiomycota; Tremellomycetes; Tremellales; Cryptococcaceae. Gene Ontology annotation, biological process: import into nucleus.
AUGUCUACGCCUACCCCUGUCACUAUCCUCGGCAGCACUGGUCUCACCGGCUCCGAGACUCUUCACGCCCUCCUCACCUCCUCACACCCCUUCUCCAUCACCACCGCCACCCGCCACCCGCCGCCCCAUCCCUUCCCCCUUCCCCAAAUGCGAACCCCCAAACGCCCAAACAGUCCUCGACGAACGAAUCUAGCCUUCGCUCUUCGAUACUCCCGCCGAUACUGCCCGAAGAAAGCUCGUACAAGAGGGCGAAGUGAGAAGGUGGAUUGGGAGCUCAAUAGGGAUCUUGCUACUAGAGCCAAAGCCGACGGAGCCAGAACAGUGAGCGCUAUUACUUCAUCUUUAGCCAUCGCAAUCAAGUUUCACCUUCGACGUGAAAUUGACGAUCCCCAGGCUAUCCUCGUAUCCGGCUCUCACGCAUCUCCCGACUCGUCAGUCUUCUACCUCCGCAUCAAAGGUCAGCUCGAAGAGCACCUUACCACCCUCGGCUUUGACCAUGUCGUUAACCUCAAGCCGGGGAUGUUGCUUGGCCCCAGGGAGAGGGUGGAUUGGGCCGAGAUUGGAUUGCAGAAGCUUUUUGGGUGGGCGAGAUGGGCCGGGGUUGGCACGGACGCGUUGGCUGUUGAUGGGAAAGAGCAAGUGUGA